AGCUUGACAGCAGGGAUGCAGGUGGAGCGGCUCGGCCAGGACCGUUCACAUCUGUCUUGAAGGAGAGAGGGGGGGAAGAAAACCUGCGUUCGGAUCUGUUCAACGCUCUGGAUAAAAAUUGAACAGAAAAUAAGCGUAGAAUCCCGAACUACGUCCAGACUAUACCCAGGGAUAUUUACAAACCUCCCCAAGUCUGGAGAAUAAUAUCGAAGGGAUUGCCGCAAAAUACAAAUCGCCAGCUCCCAUCCCAGUCAUGGAACCCAUACCUGCGUAAAUCUUUGUGUUCUGUAAGUUUAAGGAGAAGAAUGGCAUUAAACUGAAAAUGAUGAGCACAUCAAAUGCUCAAGCAGACACCAGCAGGCUCUGAUACCCGUCUACUAUAUAGCUCCCUUCCUCUUUUGCUCAUUUUCUUCUACUUGCUCUCCUCCUGAAGAAAGAUCACAAUCUUCCCCCACCCCACCCCCAAGCUUUUGGCAGCAGCUCAAAUUUCCUGGAAAUUGCUCUGAGAUCUGGAUUUGAGAGAGGAACAUUCUAUUUUUGGUCCAGGAUAGACAAAGAGGCUUUUGAAGAAACAACUGUGUUGAAAUUAUCAUAUUCCCCCUCUUUUAUUCUCCCCCUAUUCCUCAGUCCCAGAGGCACCAACUGAUGGAGAGACGAAGGAGAGAAUCAGGAUAAGGAGAAGAAUUAGAACACUAGAGAGAGGAGAAAAAAGUGCUUAUUGGUCAGGCAAAUUGUAGUAGAGCACCUGUGAGGAUUGCUUACCCAUUGACUUUUAUAACCGAAUUCAGUACUAUAUGAUACUUCUUGUUUAUAUUCCUGUUUAUAUUACAGUCUUUUCUCCUCAGUGAAGAGAGAGCUGUUGCUCAUUAGACCUACAGCAUUAAGAAAGAAGGGGGACACAUCAGAACUUUGAGCAUGACAAGGGGGUUAAGAAUCCUGUAUUUGCCCGUGUGGCCUCUGGCCCUCUUCAGCCUGCUCACUACAGUGAAUAUGUUGGAAUUCGGUGGGGCGCCUGGCCAGUGGGCACGUUAUGGGCGCUGGGAAGCUGGAUCAGUGGGUGAGCUGAGCUUCAGUCUCAAGACCAACAUCAGCAAAGCCUUGGUACUCUACCUGGACGAUGGCGGUAACUGCGACUUCUUGGAGCUGUUGAUUGCUGGUGGGCGCCUCCAGUUGCGCUUUGCCAUCCACUGUGCAGAGCCAGCCACCGUACACAUGGAGACACGGGUGAAUGACGACCGCUGGCACAUGGUCUUGCUUACCCGCAACUUCCGUGAGACCAUGCUAAUGGUAGAUGGGGAAACAAAAGUGGCAGAGGUCAAGUCAAAGAGGAGGGAAAUGGCAGUGGUCAGUGACCUGUUUGUAGGUGGGAUACCACCUGACGUGCGACUGUCUGCACUGACAUCCAGCACAGUGAAGUAUGAACCACCCUUCCAGGGCUUGAUCUCCAAUCUGAAGGUGGGAGAGAUGCCUCCUACUUUGCUCAAUAGCCAGGGUAUUCAGAGUGACCUGGAGUACCUCUGCACCAAACAGAACCCAUGCUUCAAUGGAGGGUUUUGUUCUAUUCAGUAUGGAGAAGUUCACUGUGACUGCACCCUCACUCGCUUCAAGGGAAAGUACUGCAAGGAAGCUGAAGAAUAUGCUGUUGAAGGUCUGGCGCACCUGACGUUAAACGACCAAGGUGAUUCAUCUCAAGUUGGCAAGGAAGAGUCAGUAGCCACCUUCAAGGGCAACGAGUUCUUCUGCUACGACCUGUCCAUGACACCCAUCCAGAGCAGCACCGACGAGAUCACGCUUUCCUUCCGAACACUGCAGCGCAACGGGCUCAUGCUGCACACUGGCAAGUCGGCUGACUAUGUGAAUCUUUCCUUGAAGAGCGGCGCGGUUUGGCUAGUCAUCAACCUGGGCUCGGGGGCCUUUGAGGCUCUGGUGGAGCCUGUCAACGGCAAGUUCAAUGACAACGCCUGGCAUGAUGUGCGCGUCACCCGCAACCUGCGCCAGCACGCAGGCAUUGGACACGCUAUGGUAAACAAACUGCAUUAUAUGGUGACCAUCUCAGUUGAUGGUAUUUUGACCACUACUGGUUACACCCAGGAAGAUUACACUAUGUUGGGCUCUGACGACUUCUUCUACAUUGGAGGUAGUCCAAACACUGCAGACCUGCCUGGAUCUCCAGUCAGCAACAACUUCAUGGGCUGCCUGAAAGAUGUGGUGUACAAGAACAACGACUUUAAGCUGGAGCUGUCACGGCUGGCCAUCGAGCGUGACCCGAAAAUCACCCUGAAUGGUGACCUGGUGUUCCGCUGUGAGGAUGUAGCAGCCCUGGAUCCUGUAACUUUUGAGACCCCCGAGUCCUACAUCUCUCUGCCAAAGUGGAACACCAAGAAGACGGGCUCUAUCUCUUUCGACUUUCGGACCACAGAGCCCAGCGGCCUUCUCUUAUUCAGCCACGGACGGCCUCAGGGGCCUAAAGAGCAGAAGCCUGGUAGGGAGCUAAAGACUGAUUACUUUGCCAUGGAGCUUCUGGAUGGGUAUUUGUACCUGCUGAUCGAUAUGGGCUCCGGAAAAACAAAGCUCAAGGCCAGCAACAAGAAGGUCAACGAUGGGGAAUGGUGCCAUGUGGAUUUCCAAAGAGAAGGAAGGAAAGGAUCAAUCUCAGUCAACAGCCGCAGCAUGCCCUUCAGCUCCCCAGAGGGCAGUGAAAUCCUGGACCUCGACAGUGAUAUGUACUUGGGCGGGCUGCCCGAAUCUAAGUCAGAUCUCAUCCUGCCGCCAGAAGUUUGGACAGCGCUCCUUAACUACGGCUACGUAGGCUGCGUCCGUGACCUCUUCAUCGACGGCAAGAGCCGGGAUGUCCGCCGGCUGGCUGAGAUCCAGAGUGCCCUGGGUGUCAGCAGUUUCUGCACCCGUGAACUACAGAAACGCUGCAGCAGUGCCCCCUGUGGCAACGGAGGUCUUUGCAAAGAGGGCUGGAACCGGUACAUUUGUGAUUGCACUGGCACCGGAUACCUUGGUACCAACUGUGAGAUAGAGGCAACAGUGCUGAGUUACGACGGCAGCAUGUACCUGAAGAUCAUCAUGCCGGUCACCAUGCACACGGAGGCCGAAGACGUGGCGCUGCGCUUCAUGUCUCAGCGAGCAUACGGCCUGCUCAUGGCCACCACCUCCAAGGAGUCAGCGGACACCCUGCGACUGGAGCUGGACGGAGGCCGCGUCAAGCUCACCGUCAACCUCGAUUGUAUCAGGAUAGACUGUAGCCUCAGCAAAGGACCCGAGACACUGUUCGCGGGGCAGAAGCUGAACGAUAACGAGUGGCACAUGGUGAAGGUGGUGCGGAGAGGCAAGAGCCUACAGCUGUCUGUGGAUAACGUCACAGUGGAAGGCCAGAUGACUGGUGCCCACACACGUCUUGAGUUCCACAACAUUGAGACGGGCAUCAUGACUGAGCGCCGCUUCAUAUCCGUGGUCCCCUCAAACUUCAUUGGCCAUCUGCAGGGCCUGACCUUCAAUAGUGUGCCAUAUCUAGACCAGUGUAAAAACGGGGACAUCUCCUACUGCGAGCUGAAUGCCCGCUUUGGCAUGCGCCACAUCAUUGCGGAUCCGGUGACAUUUCGAACAAAAGGCAGCUACUUAGCAUUAGCGACGUUACAAGCGUACGCCUCCAUGCACCUGUUCUUUCAGUUUAAAACCACCACGCCUGAUGGCCUGAUGCUCUUCAACUCCGGAGAUGGGAGCGACUUUAUAGUUGUGGAACUGGUAAAGGGGUACAUCCAUUACGUCUUUGAUCUCGGCAAUGGCCCGUCGCUGAUGAAGGGCAACUCAGACAAACCACUCAACGACAACCAGUGGCACAAUGUGGUGGUGUCCCGGGAUGCCAACAAUGUACACACACUCAAGAUUGACUCACGCACCGUUACUCAGCACUCCAAUGGAGCACGCAACCUGGACCUCAAAGGGGAGCUGUACAUCGGUGGCGUGACAAAGAGCAUGUACAGCAAUCUGCCCAAACUGAUUGCAUCUCGGGACGGGUACCAGGGCUGUCUGGCCUCUGUGGACCUGAAUGGGAGACUCCCUGACCUGAUCGCAGAUGCCCUCCACAGGGUGGGCCAGGUGGAACGAGGCUGCGAUGGACCCAGUACCACCUGUACGGAGGAGUCCUGCUACCAUCAGGGGGUGUGUCUCCAGCAGUGGGAGGGCUUCACCUGCGAUUGCAGCAUGACGUCCUAUGGAGGCUCAUUUUGCAACGACCCUGGGACAACAUACAUCUUUGGGCGAGGCGGAGCCCUCAUCACAUAUACCUGGCCACCCAAUGACCGGCCGAGCACACGGGCAGACCGGCUGGCAGUGGGCUUCAGCACACAGCUGAAGGAGGCUGUUCUGGUCAGGGUGGAGAGUGCCAGGGGACUGGGAGAUUACCUGGAGCUGCACAUAGAACGGGGAAAGGUCGGCGUGAUCUUCAACGUGGGAACAGACGAUAUAACCAUCGAGGAGAGCGCGGUGAUGGUGAGCGACGGCAAAUACCACGUGGUGCGAUUCACACGCAGUGGUGGAAACGCCACGCUACAGGUGGACAACCAGCCCGUCAUUGAACGUUUCCCCUCAGGUCGCCAGCUGACCAUCUUCAACAGCCAAGCGUUCAUCAAAAUCGGUGGUGGAGAGAAAGGGCGCCACUUCCAGGGCCAGAUCUCAGGCCUGUACUACAACGGCCUGCAGGUCCUCAAACUAGCAGCCGAGGGCGACCCUAACGUCCAGACCCAGGGCAACCUGAGGCUGGUGGGUGACGUGCCCUCGGUGCUGACUACCGACACCACCUCCACCACCCCGCUGGCUGAUAUGUCCACCACAAUCAUGGAGACAACCACCACCAUGGCCACAACCACCACCCGCAAACAGCGCUCGCCAACCAUGAGGGACAGUGUGACACAGAACUCAGACGACCUCCUGGUAGCAUCGGCUGAAUGUCCUAGCGAUGACGAGGAUUUGGAGGAGUGCGAGCCUGGAAAUGGAGGUGAAUUAGUGUUGCCCAUUAUUACAGUGGACUCCCUAGACCCCCCAUCUAUCGCCACCCGCUACCCAGUAAUACCCCCGCCCCCCACCACUUACCGCCCUUUCCUCACCCUGCUUGAAACCACCAAAGAAUCCCUCCCCUUGCCCAACGGCCGGCCCCCUUGCCCCUUGGACCAGGAGGACUGCGAGGAGACCAUCGAGGUGUCGGCGUACGGCUCGGGGGAGAUGACCGAGUCAGAUGACGAGGACUAUUACAAAAAUUCUGCCCUGGUCACCGACAGGACUGUCCUCCCCCCUCCCCCAGCCGUCGAGGGUGGCGUCCAAAACCCCCGAGACCGCCAUUUCUCCCGCUUCCCCAACUCCCGCCCCCCUCUCUCCUCCACCCCACAGCCAACCCCGAAGCUGAACCCGCGCAUCAAGUCAGCCGGCGGCGGCAGCAGCAGUAGUAGCAACAACAUCCCUGCCGGGAAAAUGAACACCCGGGACCAAGUGCUGCUGCCGCCGGCCCAGCCCUCUUUGGAUCCAGGCCACCGUAGAGUCCCAGGUAUAACCUAUCCCCCAAAUUUCCCUCAUGUUCCCACUCCAGACCCCACGUCUCCAGAGAGAGGGCUCCCGGGUGCCGUGGAAGUGCAGCAGUCGAGCAGCACCACCGGGAUGGUGGUGGGCAUCGUGGCAGCCGCUGCCCUCUGCAUCCUCAUCUUGCUGUACGCCAUGUACAAGUACCGCAACCGCGAUGAGGGCUCCUAUCAGGUGGACCAGAGCCGUAACUACAUUAGCAACUCAGCCACACAGAGCAACGGGGCCCUGGUGAAGGAGAAACAGCCCAGCACUGCCAAGACGGUCACCAAGAACAAGAAGAACAAAGACAAAGAGUACUACGUCUGAGGGAGUGCCGCCGUGACACACAGGGGCAGACAGCAGAGCACUUAGAAAAGGAAAGAGACGGCGGGGAGAAGGAGGGAGAGAAGGCAGUAUGUGGGAAAACUGCAAACACAUCACAGUGGCUAAUUCAUUUAAAACUUCAAGUAUUGUCAGGUGCUCAUAUGUGUUACCAGUUCAUCUCUAAUCAGAGGGAGGCAGCAAAAUGAGAUGGCACAGUGACAUCACAGCUCUCCUCACACAUUUCCACAUCACUUUGAUUGAUUAGACUAAACUUCAGUUACAUUCAAUGUUAACCACAGUGUGGAUUUAAGGAAAGGCUAUUACAUCUCUACACAUACCGUGCCAACAACCAAUGCUGAUAAAACAGUGAUUCAUGGGUUAGCAUUUGACAGGCUGCUUAAUAUCCAGAGUACUGUAGGAAAGCAUCGCCAUCAGUAUUUGUGUCAAGGCCUGUACUUGAUUCUGAGGAGAACCUGCGUCACCUUAGACAGUAUCAAACAUAUAUAUGUUUUUUUCCAACCGGGCUCGAAUUAGCAGAUCAAUAUACUGCCAGCUUACAGAAACACUGUGUCAAAUCCAGCUUCUCCACCUCUGUAAGUGUUCGACAUCUCUGAUCUCUCACCUCCCAUCGGAUCUCUCUCUCUCCUUCUCGUUCACCCACGAACUCUGUUUCUCUCCUUGUCUACGGUGCCCAGCAGCCGAUGCAACGUAAACUCUGCCGUGUUUCAAGCAUGUAGUAUUCAUUUACGAAAAAGAGAUAAACUGUUUUUCCUUUCUGUGGAGUUUAAAAAACAAAAAAAUAUGACGCCGAUGACUGAUGAUCGUAACAACAUUAAAAGUAGCAACUAUGUGAGAUGCCACCGCUCCAACCUAACGGAUGCUAAAUUGUACGUUUAGCCGCCAAAAACUCGUCGAGGCCAAAAAAAACACCCCUUUGGUCGUCCUUUGUUCCAGCAGAUCUGUGUCAUGUGUAUCUGGGGCUCUGAGGUGCCCCCUAGUGGGCCAGCAGAGAAACUGUCACGUCCUUACAAGUUACUAAUCACCGAAAAACAGAAAAAACCUCCAGCAAACAAGAUGAACUCUGUUCUAUAUAAUUAUAAAUAUAUGUAUAGACGUUGCAGAAACAUAUGGACCUAUGUGAGCGAAUCAAAAAGUGCGUUUGCUGAGACGUGCACAGCAAAAGAUGGGAUUCUUGAACAGCUUCACCGUCCAACCCCCCCCCCGUUCCUCAGACCCCUGCCCCCCCUGUCAUGAACAGUACGGCUGAUGGAAUGCCUUGCUGCAAGACUCAGUCACUUUGGUUUGCUCUUUUCUUUUCUUUUUUUAAAAUUUCUUUUCAUUUCUGGAGAAACGAGAGACAUUUUAGGGAGAUUCUGAAUUCAUUCGUGUUGGAGUUCCACUGUGGAGACAGAUACCUUGCAGCAACUGAAAAAGAGCAACUGUGUCGUUCGCCCAUCUCUAGCCUGACUGGACUGACGGCAGCCCGUGGGCAAAGCGAACUUAAUGGGAAGAGCACACAAAUAAAAGGAGAACAGUAGUUCCCUGAAAGAUGUACAACAGAACUCUAGUAUUCCAAUUUUCUCAAGUCUAUUAAGAAAAGAAAACUGUACCAUGAAAAGAAAAAUUCAGAAAAAAGUUUGUGAAAUGUCUAAAUAUUUGACUUUCAUCCCAUUACUAAGAGAAAUGUGUUUUCCCUACUAUCAUUCCUGUUUGGAGAAAAAAAAAUAACUAUGAUUCUGGGAAACUGAAAUUUCUAUGUAUUUUCUUUUGGUACCUGAGCAAAUAUGAUUUGGGUUAUGAACAUGAAACCAUGCAUUCUCCUUUUCCAGAGGAGAAAAUUUCCUCUUUUAUCCUCCAUCUGCCAUCCUUAGCCUCUUUCUUUGUUUUUCAUGCAUUCCUUUUUCUCUGUAGAGAUCAUAUGUCCCCGUACCCUGUGAGGAAAGCAGGUUCUAUCCAUCCUCCGAUUUUUAUUUACUUUAAUUUGUUUUUAUAUCUAUUUCUGUCUAUAUGGCGAGAGACAAGAUGGUAGUCAUUUCACUUGACGGGCUCCAUCGUUACACUCUUCUGCCACGUUUGUCUGGUUUCUCUCUUUCUCCAUUCCGAGCAUACUCUCCCAGUAUCUUCCUGUUCUUUCUAAAUGUUAUUGUAAAGUGUUCCAGUGAGAUGACUCUAAAUAUGUGUACAUUAACAGAGGGAAUACACUUGGUUAUAUACUUCUUA
Messenger RNA from Oreochromis niloticus (Nile tilapia), 8106 nucleotides. RefSeq names its product neurexin 2b (gene nrxn2b). The record is from RefSeq and is a predicted model, not a curated record. NCBI's taxonomy places the organism in Eukaryota, Metazoa, Chordata, Actinopteri, Cichliformes, Cichlidae.